Molecule: messenger RNA, 585 nt
Organism: Gracilinanus agilis (Agile Gracile Mouse Opossum)
Lineage: Eukaryota; Metazoa; Chordata; Mammalia; Didelphimorphia; Didelphidae
Product: olfactory receptor 7A10-like
Exons: 2
Coding region: 1-585 (194 amino acids)
Biological process (GO): G protein-coupled receptor signaling pathway
Cellular component (GO): membrane
Molecular function (GO): G protein-coupled receptor activity; olfactory receptor activity
Source: RefSeq, a predicted model, not a curated record
AUGUACGUGGUCACGGUGGGUGGGAACCUUCUCAUCAUGCUGACCAUUGGUUCUGAUUCCCACCUUCACACCCCUAUGUAUUUCUUCCUCUCGAACCUGUCCUUAGUGGAUUUCUGUUUGGUGUCUACCUUGGUCCCCAAAAUGCUGGUGAACUUCCUGACACACAAUAAAGCUAUCUCCUAUGCGGGCUGCCUCACCCAGAUGUACUUCUUCAUGGUUUUUACUUGUACAGAUAACUUGCUCCUUGGUGUGAUGGCUUAUGAUCGCUUUGUGGCCAUCUGCCACCCGUUGAGUUAUGUGACCAUCAUGAGCCCACAGCUCUGUGGCUUUCUGGUUUUACUCUCUUGGACUAUCAGUCUUCUAAAUGCAGUACUCCAUUUAUUCUAUGGAACAGUUCUUGGAGUAUAUCUGAGUUCCUCAGUCACACAGUCUUCUUGGAAGAACUCGGUUGCAUCAGUGAUGUACGUAGUGGUCACUCCCAUGUUGAAUCCCUUCAUUUAUAGCCUGAGGAACAAGGACAUCAAAGAUGCUCUGAGAAGACUCAUUAACAGAAUGGCUUCCUCUCAGUUGAUUAGGCAUGGCUAA